This is a messenger RNA of Drosophila ananassae, 1112 nucleotides long. RefSeq lists its product as uncharacterized. The transcript is spliced from 2 exons. Lineage: Eukaryota; Metazoa; Arthropoda; Insecta; Diptera; Drosophilidae. The record is from RefSeq and is a predicted model, not a curated record. The coding region runs from base 140 to 964 and encodes 274 amino acids.
GCAGUAAGAAUUACUUUUCUAUAUAGUGUUUUUGUAACUAUGUUGGAGCGUUGAAUAAAAAUUCAGUCCUCCCACACUAUAGACGCCUAAAGGUCUUUCCAAAUUCUUGUCUGGAACAUUUCACUUUCCGACCGCGACCAUGUCUGCUCCGGAGAACAGUUGUGACCGCUGGUUUCGCAAGAGUUUCGUGCCCACUCCUUGCACCAAGUGCUCCACGCCAACUAAGGGGAAGUGCAUCGACUACAAGGUGACUGCUCCUCCGGAGGGUGUGGUAGAGCCGCAGGCCAAUAUCAUACAGGCGGUCAUCGAGCCGGAUGGACCAGUGAGGCAGCAGAUAAACAUCCAUGCGGAAUGCAGCAAGCCAAGGCCACUCCUGGAGUCGGAUAAGGACAAGCUCCGAUGCUGCACCAUGUGCGUGGCACAGGAGCAGAAUAUAAGUCCCAAUCUCUGCAGUGCGGCAUGUCGGCCUCUCAAGACUUACUUGCAUUUGGAAGAGUGGACAAAGAGACCACUUCCUAAGCCCACGUAUAAGAACGCGGUUGUACUUGAUCCUACCACGAUAGCCGGACGCUGUUUUCCGUGCAAGUUCCGGUUGAAGCGUUUGAAGAACAAGUGCCUGGAUUGCGGCCGGGACUUGUACUUCAGGUAUCCGAUCACGAACAACAGCGACCUGCUGCUCCUGCAGAACUGCUGCGACGUGGAGGUGUAUCCAAUGAAGAAGGUGGAGAACAUGAACAAUGUCAAGGUUACCAAGAUAUCCGGGGAGAAGAAGUUCGCCAACAGUCUGCUCAAGGAGCGAUCAGAGUGCAGGCUGCAUAACUUGGCCUACUAUCUGGCUCUGGCCCAAAAACAGGCACCUCCUGUCAAGAAGGUGGAUUUGGGUGCGAUUGACCGGAAGAGUAGGAAAAGUUCUAGAAAGAGUAGAAAGAGCACUAGGAAGAGCAGGAAGAGCAAAAAAGGAUAAACCCCCAAUAGCACAUACCAUCUAAACAAACAGGCUCAAUUAGUUUAAAUUAUAAAGUAAAAGAACAGUAUAAAAUGAAAAAAAAAAUUAAUAACCUUAUGUAAAAUCGAAAAUAAAAGGAUAAUAAAAUAUCUCUAUUUUCACUCAA